CAAUGAAGUGCCUCAGGACCUGCACCCUUCUCCUGGUGUGUCUAUGUACCUUCGGCCUUGUGCUUCAGACCACGUUCAAACCACAACUUUUUACAACGCACGGGAUUCACAGAUCCCUUACCAUCAACACCUACACGGAUCUUGCCGACAAUGAAAAUAGAACAGGAGCUUUGGAUCAUCUACGACCGUCCCAGAAGCCAACGAAAGUUCCUGCGGGACAUCCCUCAGAUUGGCGCGUCAAUGAGCUGGUUGCCUCAAGACUAGAGCAGAUUUCCAACAUGCACAGAGAGCGACGAGUUGAUUGCGCAGCCGUCAUACGCAACAACAAAACGGCAAUGGCGGAGGCUAUUUCUGUGGCGAAAAAUCUGGCCGAUACGAGGGACAAAAACUUCAACAUUAACAUUCACUUAAUGAACCAGACGCAGAACUGCUCCCAUUUCUUGAAAGAAUAUGGUUUUAUAACUGACGUUUUAUCGAAGGAAGAAGAAGAGUUCCCAAUAGCUUAUUCACUCGUGGCUUACACCGACACCGAGACCGCCCUGAGACUUUUGCGGUCCAUCUACAGAGUUCAGAACGUGUACUGUAUUCACGUAGACAUCAGCGCAACUUCCAGGACAAUGGGCGCUCUGACGUCGGUGGUCUCUUGUCUGCCCAACGCCUUCAUCUCUUCCAGAAGGGUGAAUGUCCAGUGGGGACACUUCACGGUCCUGGAAGCCGAACUAAUCUGCUUGCAGGAUCUCUGGAGACACAAGAAAUGGAAGUACUUCAUCAACCUCACGGGACAGGAGUUUCCCCUCAAGAACAAUUUCGAACUAGUGAAAAUUUUGAAAUCGUACAAAGGAGCAAACGACGUGCACGGAACAAUUAAAUACCGCCGUCUCAACCGCUGGAAUUUCCAGGAGCUUCCUCACAACCUGACCGGCAUCAAAGGCUGGGUGCAUGUGUCGCUGAGUCGCCCGUUUGUGGACUUCACCCUACACGACCCGCGGAGCCAGGAUCUUCUGGACUUUUUGAAAGGCACCUGGAUUCCAGACGAGUCGUUCUUCUCUACCCUCAAUCAUAACACCCAGCUGGGGAUUCCGGGCAGCUUUGUUGGGCUGAAUGAGACGGAGCAAAGAGUGGGGGAGAAGCCCACCUUCAACAGGUACAAGAUGUGGGGCAGGAACCCGUGUGCAAAAAAUACUGUCAGAGACAUUUGUAUUCUCUCUACAGGAGACCUCCCGAGGAUGGUCGCCAGUGACUUCCUGUUUGCCAACAAGUUUUUCCUGAACGAAGAUCGCGUCGUCAUCGGAUGUCUAGAGGAGAGGCUGAUGAACAAAACCAGAGAUUAUUAUAUGGGGAGACUCCAGUUUAAUACCUCAGUGUAUGAGAACUCGGUCAUUGUCAAAAAUAGAAUAAGAGACGAAACCGGGGGUUAAAGAAGAAUGGA
Messenger RNA from Aplysia californica (California sea hare), 1429 nucleotides. RefSeq names its product N-acetyllactosaminide beta-1,6-N-acetylglucosaminyl-transferase. Gene Ontology annotation, cellular component: membrane. NCBI's taxonomy places the organism in Eukaryota, Metazoa, Mollusca, Gastropoda, Aplysiida, Aplysiidae. The record is from RefSeq and is a predicted model, not a curated record. The coding region runs from base 3 to 1418 and encodes 471 amino acids. The transcript is spliced from 4 exons. Gene Ontology annotation, molecular function: acetylglucosaminyltransferase activity.